AUGCCCUUUGACUUUCUGGCCCUGGGUUUCUCCCUUUUCCGGCAGUUUCGUUCCCAGCCCGGUUCCAUUCAUAUCACAGCGAUGCCGCGCUGGCUGCAUUUGCUGGGCAUGUCGGCCCUGGCUGUACUGUACAGUCUGACCAGGGUGUUCGGCCUAAUGGCCACCGCCAACUCGAGUCCCCGGGGAAUCGAAAGGGUCAGGCAGAGCCUCUACUGGCGCAUCCACGGAUGGUUGAUGCUGAUCUUUGUGGGCGGCUUUUCGCCAUUCGCCUUCUUGUGCAUUUUCGGGCGGAUGACCUUUCUGCGCCAGAAUCAAAUUCUACUGCUGAUUGGCUUCAAUCGAUAUGUCUUUCUGCUGGCUUGUGCCUCGGCCACACUGUGGAUACACUGCUUCAAGCAGGCGGAGAUCAUUGGUUGCCUCAAUCGCUUGCUAAAAUGCCGCCGACAGUUGAGGAGUCUCAUGCACACACAGGAGCUGCGGGAUUCGCUGGACUGUCUGGCCACCAGGAAACACCUAAUAGAAGUGGUUGCCCUGCUCAGCUCCAUUGUCCUCUCGUCGGCCCAGCCCAUCCAGAUACUCAAGGACGAUCCCGAAGUGGGGAAUAACUCCCUAUACGCCUUCUCUUUGGUUUUCGUUUACACCUGCCAACUCAUUCUGCAGCUUUCCCUGGGGAUAUACACGAUGGCUCUCCUUUUUCUGGGUCACCUCGUUCGACACUCGAAUAUGCUGCUGGCCAGGAUUCUCGCGGAUGCCCGGAAAGUUUUGGAAAAUUCUCUAGGGGCAGGAUUGGCGCCGAGCCGCCAGCAGCUAUAUAAAAAUCAACAAAAAUGGUUGGCCCUCGAGUUAUGGAGAUUACUUCAUGUGCACCAGCAAUUGCUGAGGCUGCACCGUUCCAUCUGCUCAUUGCACGGAGUUCAGGCGGUCUGUUUCGUGGUGUACGUUCCCAUGGAGUGCACGAUACACCUGUUCUUCACAUACUUUAUGAAAUACAGCAAAUUCAUAUUGCGAAAGCACAAAAGAGGCUUUCCUCUGAACUAUUACGCGAUAGCCUUCAUGCUGGGGCUCUUUGUAAAUCUUCUCCUGGUAAUUCUACCCUCAUACUAUUCAGAAAGGAGAUUUAAGUGUACGAGGGAAACACUCAGAUGCGGCUUGCCUUUUCCAUCGACAAACACUGUUAGGCAGCUCAAACACACUAUGCACUACUACGGCCUGUUUUUGAAGAAUGUGGAGUACAUAUACACUGUCAGCGUCUGUGGACUUUUUAAGCUGAACAACGUCUUGCUUUUCUGCAUAGUAGGGGCGAUGCUGAAUAACCUGAUGAUACUGAUACAAUUUGAUAAAGUCCUAAACCAAUAGCUUGCAAAAUCCCAGGACAAUGGCCAUAAAUAAAUACAAAUUAAAUUGUUCCCUUGUUAAUGUUGGGCAAAUAUGUGUGCAUGUAAAAUCCCAUGAGUGGG
Molecule: messenger RNA, 1457 nt
Organism: Drosophila rhopaloa
Lineage: Eukaryota; Metazoa; Arthropoda; Insecta; Diptera; Drosophilidae
Gene: Gr77a
Product: putative gustatory receptor 77a
Exons: 3
Coding region: 1-1356 (451 amino acids)
Biological process (GO): sensory perception of taste
Cellular component (GO): membrane
Source: RefSeq, a predicted model, not a curated record